Messenger RNA from Symbiodinium sp. CCMP2456, 150 nucleotides. The record is from the annotation of a GenBank genome assembly. Lineage: Eukaryota; Dinophyceae; Suessiales; Symbiodiniaceae.
AUGGCUAUCGCCGAACUCGAGGAGGUUCUGCGAACAGACCUUCCGGAGACGGGCGAGCAGCAGACGGUUCUCAAGGCGGAAGCUGACCGCGUUUUGGAGUAUGCGAAGCUUUAUGUUGCUGAGGUUUCAGGCAAGAAGCCUGGCUCCUGA